AUGUACUUUUCAAGUCCUGGAGGGGAUUUGGGAGCUAAGAAGAAGAAAAAGAAACAGAAAAGAAAAAAGGAGAAACCAAACUCCGGCGGCACCAAAUCAGAUUCUGCUUCUGACUCCCAGGAGAUUAAAAUUCAACAGCCUUCAAAAAAUCCAGCCAUUCCCAUGCAGAAGCUACAAGAUAUUCAGAGAGCUAUGGAGCUACUCUCUGCCUGCCAGGGCCCAGCAAAGAACAUUGAUGAAGCGACCAAACCCUAUCAAAUGUCCUGGUCCUACAAACAGACAUAUGAAGUUAUAACUUCUCAUGGUGCAAUUGAGCCAGAUAAGGACAAUGUCCGUCUUGAGCCAUACUCUUUGCCACAGGGUUUUAUGUGGGAUACUUUGGACCUGAGCAAUGCAGAAGUGCUAAAGGAACUGUACACAUUGUUAAAUGAAAAUUAUGUAGAAGAUGAUGAUAACAUGUUUAGGUUUGAUUAUUCGCCUGAGUUUCUCUUGUGGGCACUACGUCCUCCAGGCUGGUUACCACAGUGGCACUGUGGGGUUAGGGUGUCUUCAAACAAAAAAUUAGUAGGAUUCAUAAGUGCUAUCCCUGCCAACAUCCGGAUUUAUGACAGUAUGAAGAAAAUGGUGGAAAUCAAUUUUCUUUGUGUCCAUAAGAAAUUGAGAUCUAAACGAGUAGCACCUGUCCUGAUUCGGGAAAUAACCAGAAGAGUAAAUCUGGAAGGGAUUUUUCAGGCAGUUUACACUGCAGGAGUGGUACUCCCCAAGCCAGUUGCCACUUGCAGGUACUGGCAUCGAUCACUGAACCCCAGAAAAUUGGUAGAGGUGAAAUUUUCACAUUUGAGUAGGAAUAUGACUUUACAAAGAACAAUGAAGCUCUACAGACUUCCCGAUGCCACAAAGACUUCAGGUUUGAGACCAAUGGAAAAAAAAGAUACUAAAACAGUGCAAGAAUUAAUCAACAAUUACUUGAAGCAGUUUAAUCUUGCUCCUGUAAUGGAUGAAGAAGAGGUAGCUCACUGGUUCCUGCCUCGGGAUCAUAUUAUUGACACCUUUGUAGUAGAGAAUCCAAAUGGCAUUUUAACAGAUUUCCUGAGUUUCUACACAUUACCUUCAACAGUUAUGCACCAUCCUGUUCAUAAAAGCCUCAAAGCUGCCUAUUCCUUCUAUAAUAUUCAUACAGAGACCCCUCUCCUGGACCUGAUGAAUGAUGCACUCAUUAUAGCUAAAUUGAAAGGAUUUGACGUGUUCAAUGCACUAGACUUGAUGGAAAACAAAACAUUCCUGGAAAAACUCAAGUUUGGGAUUGGAGAUGGUAACUUGCAGUAUUAUCUGUACAACUGGAGAUGUCCUGGGAUGGAAUCUGAAAAGGUUGGUCUUGUAUUACAAUGAGGACACUUGUGUUUAUAGAACUCUGAAGUCGUCAUUUGAGUUGAUUUAAUCUCCAUAGCAGUUCUUGGAAUGGUGUUGUUCAAGAGGAGUAAAAGCACAACAUCAGUAAAAUUGAAAUAGUCCAUUAAAUCUGAAAUAAAGAAGACCAUAUGUGACCAGUUUUACACAUUUUCAGAUAGAAUGGAAAGUUCAUGAAACUCUUAUUGUCCAUGAAAAGAAUAAAAGCACAUUCAUUUAAUUUUCAAAGCUUAGCUUGCACCUUGAUAAAAAGAAGGUAUUUUUUCCACUCUGUAGAAAAGACUGUUUUGUACAAACUGAGCUACAGUGGUGGAUUAGGGUACAAAAAUCUUUGCUAUUAUGUGGAUGAACUGCUGCAUUUCUAUUUAUUAAGUGGUGGUGUAUGUUUGUCAGUGUUACAGAAUGAAGGAUCCAAACUUGAGUAUCUUUGCUUAUUCACUUUACAUGGAUUUCAUCGUUUGGGGGGAAAAUUAUGGAGUAUGACAUUUGUAGCUAUUAUGAAAGUCCUGGAUGUUUUUGUAACUGGAGCAGUAUGAAAAUGUACUGGUUUGACCUGGUGCAUUUGUUUCUCCAUAAGCAACGCUGCCAAAACAAUAAAAAUACAGAUUUGUACUUUGA
Alligator sinensis (Chinese alligator) is the source of this 2025-nucleotide messenger RNA. RefSeq names its product N-myristoyltransferase 2 (gene NMT2). The record is from RefSeq and is a predicted model, not a curated record. Gene Ontology annotation, biological process: N-terminal peptidyl-glycine N-myristoylation. The transcript has 13 exons. NCBI's taxonomy places the organism in Eukaryota, Metazoa, Chordata, Crocodylia, Alligatoridae. Gene Ontology annotation, cellular component: cytoplasm. Bases 1 to 1389 code for a protein of 462 amino acids. Gene Ontology annotation, molecular function: glycylpeptide N-tetradecanoyltransferase activity.